AUGCCGAGAAAUGAUCAUGAGUUUCAGGCUUUUAUCCAGAGAGUCAUAGAGAGUCCGGUGUUUACAAUGGUCAUGAUCAGUACCAUCUCGAUGAAUGCCCUGAUCGUCGUCUUGUGGACCUAUCCUGAAGUCAGAUACCAAUUAUUCAGGAUGUUUGAGAUUGCACAGAUCUUGUUGUUGGCCAACUACUUCCUUGAGUUCUUCAUGAAAGUCUAUGUGAACCCCAUUGGGUACUGGAAGAAAGGCUACAACUUGCUGGAUGUGUUCAUCAUCAUCAUUUGCAUGUUCCCCUAUAGCUUCCGAGUGAUCAAGGGCAUGCAUUACUCCUACCUCAACAUCGUCAAUGGAUUACAGACGUUGUGCAUCCUCAAGCUUAUUGUCUACAGUCGGGCCAUCCGGACACUCAUCACGUCUGUGGGGCAGACAGCCAAAAUCGUGGCCUCAGUGAUCAUCCUCCUCUUCCUCCUGAUGUUCAUCUUCGCCAUCCUGGGCUUCUACCUAUUUGGAACUUCAGAGCUGGGGGACCUGGAUAACUGGGGGAACCUGGCCGUGGCCUUCUUUACUCUCUUCAGCUUGGCCACGGUGGAUGGCUGGACAGACCUGCAGCAGGAGUUAGAUGAGCGGAAUUUUGUGUUCAGUCGGAUCUUCACCGUUACCUUCAUUGUGCUAGCCUCCUUCAUCUUCCUCAGCAUGUUGGUGGGCGUGAUGAUCAUCCACACUGAGGAUUCCAUCAAAAAGUUUGAGCGGGAGCUGAAGCUUGAGCGGCACCAGAACCGCAUAGAGGAGAAGCAGGUGAUUCUCAAGCGGCAGCAGGAGGAGGUCAGCUAUCUGAUGCAAACCCAGCAAAAUAUUAACUACAAAAGCUUCAGUGAUCUGGUGGAGAGCUUCAAAAAGACCCUGAAUCACACAGACCCCAUAGUCUUGGAUGAUUUUGGCACGAGCCUACCCUUCAUCAGCAUCUACUUGUCCACGCUGGAUAACCAGGACACCACUAUCCACAAGCUUCAAGAGCUGUAUUAUGAGAUUGUGCACGUGCUGAACCUGAUGCUGGAAGACAUGCCCCAGAAGCAGGAGUCUCAGUCCUUUGACGAGGCUGGUUGA
Messenger RNA from Echinops telfairi (small Madagascar hedgehog), 1101 nucleotides. RefSeq names its product cation channel sperm associated 3 (gene CATSPER3). Gene Ontology annotation, cellular component: membrane. Lineage: Eukaryota; Metazoa; Chordata; Mammalia; Afrosoricida; Tenrecidae. Gene Ontology annotation, biological process: monoatomic ion transport; transmembrane transport. Gene Ontology annotation, molecular function: monoatomic ion channel activity. The record is from RefSeq and is a predicted model, not a curated record. Bases 1 to 1101 code for a protein of 366 amino acids. The transcript has 8 exons.